AUGUCUUCUUCAAGCUCUCGUUACAAGUGGCGCGGCAGCACUCGCAAGGUCGUCUCCGCUCCAAUCGAGCGCCUGUGGGCCGUCGCUUCCGACUACUGCAAUCUCCACCAGUGGAUCCCAGCCCUCCAUGUCUGCCGCUGGAUCGCGGGCGAUCACCCCCGCGCGCCCGGCAGCGUCCGCUACGUCGAGGGCUCGUCCACCGGAUGCGACGGUCGCAAAUCGUGGGCCAAGGAGAAGCUCCUGACCAUGGACGAAUCCAGCCACACCAUCUCCUAUGCGCUGAUAGAGUCCAACUUGGGAAUGGAGGACUACGUCGCCACCAUGAGAGUUUUGGGAGGGCCGGACGGGCAUAACACCGUGGAGUGGUCGUUUGAGCUGAGCCCCAUGGAGGGAGCGUCCCAGGAAAAGGUUAUCGGCCGCCUCACGAGUGUUCUAUUCACCUACAUUGGCUAUCUCGAGGCUGCCGCGCGAUCUUACUAA
Selaginella moellendorffii is the source of this 480-nucleotide messenger RNA. Its product is annotated as lachrymatory-factor synthase. The record is from RefSeq and is a predicted model, not a curated record. The transcript has a single exon. Lineage: Eukaryota; Viridiplantae; Streptophyta; Lycopodiopsida; Selaginellales; Selaginellaceae. Bases 1 to 480 code for a protein of 159 amino acids.